Molecule: messenger RNA, 781 nt
Organism: Exaiptasia diaphana
Lineage: Eukaryota; Metazoa; Cnidaria; Anthozoa; Actiniaria; Aiptasiidae
Product: 39S ribosomal protein L52, mitochondrial
Exons: 5
Coding region: 13-339 (108 amino acids)
Biological process (GO): mitochondrial translation
Cellular component (GO): mitochondrial large ribosomal subunit
Molecular function (GO): structural constituent of ribosome
Source: RefSeq, a predicted model, not a curated record
GGAAAACUCAAGAUGGCGGCUGUAUUGCUUCGACGAAUUUCCCCGCCCAUUCCUCUAUGCAAUCUACGUAUGAUAGCAACUUGUCGUCAUGUGCAAGCUGGACAAAAGUGGCGAACUAGCCAUGGUCAGGCACCWGAUGGGUUAAGAUAUGGACCAUUAACAGAUAAACCAGAUUGGUCAUACGCAGAUGGAAGACUAGCACCAGAAACAGCAAGAAGAAAAAGACGGAUGAGAAACAGGCUAGAUGUUGCACAAAGGAUUUCACAACUACUGACAGAAAUUGAUGAGGCAAAAGAGAACACAGAGCAAAGAAGUAGCAGUGCACAGGGAAAAUAUUGAAUAUUAGAAGUAGAGAUUGUCCAAAUCUAUCAUUUGAACUGUUUCUUGGCCUAUCAUACUUUUGCUGGUGAUCAGUAUCCUUUGGCCUGUCUUUGACAAGUAUAGCUUUGGGUCUCAGCCAUAAGGACUUUUUACAYGCCUCUAUACCUGAUUAUGUGGAUGGAUAUCACAUGGUCUGAUAUGAAGACUGCAUUUGACAAAAGCUGCUUAUCAUAUGGUUACCUCUUUAUUGUCAAAAAUGCUUUUAUGUGAUAUUGCAAAGUGUUAAAACUAUAAUUAGUAUAGUAGAAAAAAAUCCUCCUGUGAAUAAUAUAACUAGUUUAAGAUACAUAGAUGUCAGAUGCUGAUAUUGCACCAUCAGCAGUUUCUCAUGCUAUUAACCAAUUAAUCAUUUCUUAAUAAAGAGUUGUUACAUAAAAAUUAAAGUUUCAUCUAAAUGUCA